This is a messenger RNA of Diceros bicornis minor, 2119 nucleotides long. It is a transcript of the gene SLC2A11, whose product is annotated as solute carrier family 2 member 11. Gene Ontology annotation, biological process: monosaccharide transmembrane transport. Bases 207 to 1562 code for a protein of 451 amino acids. The record is from RefSeq and is a predicted model, not a curated record. NCBI's taxonomy places the organism in Eukaryota, Metazoa, Chordata, Mammalia, Perissodactyla, Rhinocerotidae. The transcript has 11 exons. Gene Ontology annotation, cellular component: membrane. Gene Ontology annotation, molecular function: hexose transmembrane transporter activity.
CUGCCGAGCCACAGCAGGCAAGCCUGGGGGCAGCCCGGCAUGGAGGGCCGGGAACUGCUGUCCAUCUCAGGAAAAUGCUGUUGAGGCGGGGUGGGGGCAAGGGGUCAGCGGGGUCCUAGACUCAGAGGCAGCUUGGGUUCCUCUGCUCUCUGCUAGCUCUGUGUCCUAGGUAACUCCGGUCCUGCUCUCGUUGCCUGCAUCAGGCAAUGCUGUGCCUGGGAGGCUGCGGCCCCGGGACGGAGGUGGAGGCUGUUAGGGUCACCCUGUGUCGUCCCCUCUCUCCACAGAUUCAGGGCAGGGUCCUGCUCCUGACCAUCUGUGCGGCUGGCAUUGGUGGGACUUUUCAGUUUGGCUACAACCUCUCCAUCAUCAAUGCCCCGACCUUGCACAUUCAGGACUUCACCAAUGAGACGUGGUGGAGACGGACCGGCCGGCCACUGCCCGACCACCUGGUUCUGCUUGUGUGGUCCCUCAUCGUGUCCCUGUACCCCCUGGGGGGCCUCUUUGGAGCGCUGCUUGCAGGGCCCCUGGCCAUCAAGCUGGGAAGGAAGAAGACCCUCCUGGUGAAUAACAUCUUCGUGGUGGCUGCAGCGGUCCUGUUUGGCUUCAGCCGCAGAGCAGGCUCCUUCGAGAUGAUCAUGCUGGGAAGGCUGCUCAUGGGAGUCAGUGCAGGUGUGAGCAUGAACGUCCAGCCCAUGUACCUGGGGGAGAGCGCCCCCAAGGAGCUCCGAGGAGCCGUGGCCAUCACCUCAGCCAUCUUCACCGCCCUGGGGAUCGUGAUGGGUCAGGUGGUCGGGCUCAGGGAGCUCCUGGGGGGCCCGCAGGCCUGGCCCCUGCUGCUGGCCAGCUGCCUGGUGCCCGGGGUACUCCAGCUGGCCUCCCUGCCCCUGUUCCCUGAGAGCCCGCGCUACCUCCUUAUUGACCGUGGAGACACCGAAGCCUGCCUGGCAGCGCUGCAGCGGCUGCGAGGCCCCGCGGACGUGGCGGGGGAGCUGGCGGAGCUGGAGCGGGAGCGCGCCGCCUGCCGGGGCCAGCGCGCGCGGCGCCCGUGGGAGCUGUUCCGGGAGCGCGCCCUGCGGAGGCAGCUGACGAGCCUGGUGGUGCUGGGCAGCGCCAUGGAGCUCUGCGGGAACGACGCGGUCUACGCCUACGCCUCCGCUUUGUUCCGGGAGGCGGGGGUCCCCGAGGAGAGGAUCCAGUACGCCAUCAUCGGGACCGGGAGCUGCGAGCUGCUCACGGCCUUUGUCAGCUGUAUGGUCAUCGAGAGGGUGGGCCGACGCGUGCUGCUUAUGGGGGGGUACUGCCUGAUGACCUGCUGCGGGAGCGUCUUCACGGCAGCCCUGUGCCUGCAGAGCUCUGUCCCCUGGAUGCCCUACCUGGCCAUGUCCUGCCUCUUUGCCUGCAUCCUCAGCUUUGGCAUCGGCCCCGCCGGAGUAACAGGGAUCCUGGCCAUGGAGCUGUUUGACCAGACGGCCCGGCCUGCUGCCUAUGUGGUCUGUGGGGUGCUCAUGUGGACCAUGCUCUUCCUGGUGGGACUGGGGUUCCCCUUCAUCAUGGUGUGAGCAUGAACCUGCAGCCCAAGUGCCCAGGCAGAGCGCCCCAAGGGGCUCCCAGGAGCCGUGGCCAUGACCUCAGCCAUCUUCCCGGCCCUGGCGAACCUGAUGGGACAGGUCAGACUCAGGCAACCAACACCACCUGCAUGGGGGGUUUGAGGACACCAGUCAGUCCAUCUGUCCUCAAAUGGUUUUUCAAGUCCCACAGCCUGAAAUCUCCCAGUCUGGGUUUAGGCUGUUGUUAACACUUCCCACUUGAGUGUGAAUUGCCUUGUGGGACUCCACCAGGACAGGGAGAGAACUAGGAUAGGGACAGAGCAAAAGCUGCAUAGAGCGAGGCAUGGCCUGAUGGAGGGAUUGGAGGGAGGGUGCCAGCCUCAGAGCCCGGUUAUCUCAAGACAGGGAGAGGCUGGGCCUAGGCUCUUGGGAAAAUGGUGCUGCUGCCGUGAGAGAAGAGAAGCUCCCUGCCCCACUGGCCCUCUCUUGAGUCCUCGCCUGGGCAGACUUCCUGACCCAGAGCUCGUUAGGAAGAAUCACUGGGUACUGCAGAGCCUCUGUAGGCAAGU